AUGCCGGCGUCCGUCGAGGGCAGCAAGAAGGCGCUGAUCAUGGUGGAGGGCGGUCCUGGCAGGUCGUCGGUUAGCUUGGAACUGUUCAUGGACAAAUUGCACCGCGAGCUGUCUGGUGAGUUUCACAUCUUCACCGUGGAUCAUCGAGGCACGGGGCGCAGCGGGCGCUUGGACUGCCCGGCGGCCCAAGCGCUGAGCUUAGGCAGCCACUACAUCUACGACAUCUCAUCACAAGAAGUCUCAAACUGUUUGAAGGACAUCCAUCACCAAUUCGGCACCAAUGCCGCGGCCGCGUACUCCAUCACGAACGCAGCGAAGGACUUGGCCAUGCUGGUUGAGACCGAAAUGGCUGACUACGACGUGUAUCUGUACGGGAUGAGCUACGGCACGUUGGUAGUGGAACGCCUGAUGCACUUCUCGCCGCCCCAAGUCAAGGGCUACAUCCUCGACAGCAUCUGUGCCGACCACUACGAACCUCAAGGGACCGGAAACAACCAAGUGUAUAGCAACUGGGACGACGACGUCAAGCACGUGAGUCAGCACUUCCUGGACCUUUGCCAAAAGGAUACGGCCGUGUGCGGCAAACUCCUAGGCGAAAACGCCACCACCACCUUAUUCAACCUGUACGACACGCUGGAUGCGAACGCAUCGGCAUGCUCGGCUAUCUUUUACGACACGCUCGAGAACAAGCCAUCCGUGUUUCUCCGCCUGUUCUUUUUCAAGCUUCUCGGCCGCUACGACCGUCGCAAGUUCAUCCCGACGUUUGCCGCCCGCCUAGAGCGCUGUAAUGCCCAAGACAAGGACGUGAUGACCGCGAUUCUAACCAAAAAUGAUCCAAGAGAGAAUUCUGUGGUCUUGCAAUCUAACCUCCUCCAAGACACCAUCGUGUACUCCGAGUUGUGGCAAGUGCCCACGCCGUCAAUGGAGGACAUCAAGCAGCAGUUCCUCGCGUCGCCUAUGGCCGUGAACGACCCGGACAAAGUCGGGAGCUACUGCGUCUUCACGGGCUCCAACUCGUCCGAGUGCGCGCCGUGGGUCGAUAUGAACGUCCCCCCCUGGACAUAUACCCCGGACAAGUACUUCAACAAAACCGCGGCCAUUCCCAUCGGGGUGUCUGUGCUCGGUCUCACGGGCAACUUGGACCCCCUGACCCCGUCAAAGCAUGCCCGACGACACUUUAACAACAUGAAAGGCGACAACAAGAAACUGGUUGAGUUCCCCGUGGCAGUGCAUGGCGUCAUUGGGAACACCCCUCUGUCGGACAACCACACUGAUCCCCACUGCGGCUUGCUUGUGGUCGCCGAUUUCCUUCUCGCCAACGGCGCGCUGGACGCGAUAAACUUGAACUGCAUGGACAAGGUGCAGCCUCUCAAUUUCGACAUCCCGGACGCCUUGGCCCUCGAACUGUUUGGUCUGGACGGCGGCGCCAUGGACGGCAAACUGCACACCCCCGCGCAAGGUGCCAAGGACUACAACUUUACAGUCGUCGGCCUCGGGCUCAAUGCGCUCCUGAAACAUAGUAAAGCCAAAGCGACGCGAGGCAAGUACGCCGUCUACGAAGACGCGUGCACGGGCAACGCUUCUUGA
Messenger RNA from Aphanomyces astaci, 1587 nucleotides. RefSeq lists its product as hypothetical. The coding region runs from base 1 to 1587 and encodes 528 amino acids. Lineage: Eukaryota; Oomycota; Saprolegniomycetes; Saprolegniales; Verrucalvaceae. The record is from RefSeq and is a predicted model, not a curated record. The transcript is spliced from 2 exons.